GAAGAUCUGCAUUAAACAUGAUAAAGUGCUGGAGAUCUUCUGUCAUACUGACCAAAGCUUCAUCUGUUAUGUGUGUAUGGUGGAUAAACACAGAGAUCAUGACAUAGUCACUGCUGCAGAAGAAAGAACUGAAAAACAGAAGGAAGUGGUGAGCCAUUCCUCAUUCCAGAGAAAUGAAAGUCAGAGUUUCCCUCUCAUGUAUUCUGUCAGUGUGUGAGUUCAGGAAAAUGGCUGAGGCGAAUAUUUCAGUAGAUCAGGAUCAGUUCAGCUGUUCAGUGUGUCUGGAUCUCCUGAAGGAUCCGGUGACUCCCUCUUGUGGCCACAGUUUCUGUAAGGUGUGUAUUAAUGGCUGCUGGGAUCAGGAGGAUCAGAAGGACGUCUACAGCUGUCCUCAGUGCAGAGACACUUUCACCCCAAGGCCUGUUCUACACAGAAACAACAUUCUGGCUGAAAUGGUGGAGAAACUGAAGAAGACUGAAGUUCAAGCUGCUUCUCCUGCUCACUGUUACGCUGGACCUGGAGAUGUGGAGUGUGAUUUCUGCACCGGGAGAAAACACAAAGCCAUCAAGUCCUGUCUGGAUUGUCAGGCCUCAUUUUGUGAAACUCAUCUCAAACCUCAUCUUGAAAUUCCUGUUUUGAAAAAGCACAAGUUAGUGAAAGUCUCUGGAAAUCUACAAAAGAAGAUCUGCUCUGAACAUGAUAAAGUGCUGGAGAUCUUCUGUCGUUCUGACCAAAGCUUUAUCUGUUAUCUGUGUAUGAUGGACAAACACAGAGGUCAUGACACAGUCACAGCUGCGGAUGAAAGAAUUGAAAAACAGAAUGAGCUACAGGAGGAGCAGCUGAAAUUCCAGCAGAGACUCCAGGAGAAGCUGAAGAAGGUGCAGGAGCUGAAACAGGCUGUGAACACUAUAAAGCUCAGUGCAAAGAUAGCAGUGGGGGACAGUGAGAGAAUCUUUACUGAGCUGAUCAGCUCCAUGGAGAAAAAGCACUCAAAGGUGACGGAGAUGAUCAGAGCUCAGGAGAAGGCUGAACUGAGUCGAGCUGAACGACUCCUGGAGCAACUGGAGCAGGAGAUUAAUGAUCUUCAGAGGAGAGUCACUGAGAUGGAGAAGCUUUCACACACACACGAUCACAUCCAUUUCCUCCAGGAAAUAAAGGCUUUAGUCUCUGGUCGUCGCUCUCCUCCAUAUGUCAGACCAGAUUUUCAGUCUGAUCUCUGUGAGGAUUCAUCCAUCAUCACUUUCAAUCAACAGCUCUCAUUUCAGAGAGUGAGGAAAUCUCUCUCUGAUCUGAAAAAGAGACUCGAGGAAAUCUGCCAGGAGGAAUUCAUCAAAAUCCCUGAACAUGUUGAGGACAUUCAGAUUUUACUUUCAGAACCAAAGAGCAGACAAGAGUUUCUAAAAUAUUUCUGUGAUCUGACUCUGGAUCCCAACACAGUAAAUCAUCACCUCAUUCUGUCUGAGAAGAACAGAGCAGUUACGUACAGUGAAACGAUGCAGCGAUACUCUGAUCAUCCAGAGAGAUUUGACUGCUACAGUCAGGUUCUGAGUAAGGAGAGUGUGUGUGGACGCUGUUACUGGGAAGUGGAGUGGAGCAGUCAGAGAUACGUGUUAAUAUCAGUCUCAUAUAAAGUCAUCAGCAGGAAAGGUCGGGGUAUUGAGUGCUGGAUUGGAGGCAACAAUCAGUCCUGGAGUCUGGAAUGUUCUCCUACUUCUCUCUUCUUCUAUAACAACAACAUUAAGACUGAUCUCAGAGUUCCAUCACCCUCCAGAAUAGGAGUGUAUGUGGAUCACAGUGCAGGAAUUCUGUCCUUCUACAGUGUCUCUGACACCAUGAAGCUCCUCCACAGAGUCCACACCACAUUCACUCAGCCUCUAUACGCUGGGUUCUGGCUCUACUGGGAUGUUUUGUGUAAAUCAGAAUCAACUGUGAGGUUGUGUGAUCGAAAAAAAUAAUGUUUUUGUGGUGUUUUAUGUUCAGUAAUUUAAAACUCUAUAAACUUUUUGUGAUUAAUCAUUAAUUGUUUUCUAGGAUCAUCAGUUACUUAUAAAGGAAAAGAAACUUCUGAUGAAAUGAAAGUUCUGAUCAUGAUUUAUAAAAGUUUUCUGAUGUUUGAAAUUAUUGUAACAGAAUGUCUGAAGGUUCUAUACAGCCUCUAUUCACUGGUGUUUGUGUCUGGAAAUAUAAUAGUUAGUAAAAAUGGUAAUAAUGCUUUAGUUCGAAUUUUUAUACAAUUUAAUAAAUAUAUAAAAUGUAUAUGUAUAGUUCAGAAAUAUCAAAUUAUUAAUAACCUGUUAUAGCAUUAAGAGAUAUGGGUAAAUAUGGGUUGUUUUCAUUCGAAGAUAGCAUUUUUUUUUUUAACAAAUAAUCAAUACAUUUGUACACACUGUCAUUAUACACACACGAGUCCCUGACUGUACAAAUACUGAGGACUUGACAACCUGCUGUCAUUAAUAAACAUAUAAUCGAUAAUAAAGCUUUCUGGGAUUUUUCAGA
This is a messenger RNA of Tachysurus fulvidraco (yellow catfish), 2496 nucleotides long. RefSeq names its product tripartite motif-containing protein 16-like. Gene Ontology annotation, molecular function: protein binding; zinc ion binding. The record is from RefSeq and is a predicted model, not a curated record. The transcript is spliced from 7 exons. Lineage: Eukaryota; Metazoa; Chordata; Actinopteri; Siluriformes; Bagridae. Bases 174 to 1955 code for a protein of 593 amino acids.